This is a messenger RNA of Coccinella septempunctata (seven-spotted ladybird), 2724 nucleotides long. RefSeq names its product ATP-dependent 6-phosphofructokinase. The coding region runs from base 165 to 2489 and encodes 774 amino acids. Lineage: Eukaryota; Metazoa; Arthropoda; Insecta; Coleoptera; Coccinellidae. The record is from RefSeq and is a predicted model, not a curated record. Gene Ontology annotation, biological process: fructose 1,6-bisphosphate metabolic process; fructose 6-phosphate metabolic process; canonical glycolysis. Gene Ontology annotation, molecular function: 6-phosphofructokinase activity; AMP binding; ATP binding. The transcript has 16 exons. Gene Ontology annotation, cellular component: 6-phosphofructokinase complex; cytoplasm.
UUCAGUGUGUAGCUUGAAAGUCACCUUGACUUGUUAUGAUUCAAUAUCAACCCUGAAACUUAUGUAAACUGAUGAAUUUGUUUAUGUUGAACGAAAUUCGAAUUCAUGUGACAAAUUAAAGUUUCAUCUAAUAUUUUACACCAAUUCUCAAAAAUCAUACAAACAUGACAGGACAUAAAUUCAUUCAGAGAGGAGCCUAUAAGGGAAAAGGCAUAGCUGUCUUUACCAGCGGGGGUGAUUCUCAGGGCAUGAAUGCAGCUGUUCGGGCAGUUGUUCGAACAGGAAUUUACUUAGGGUGCAAAGUGUAUUUCAUCAGGGAAGGAUAUCAAGGGAUGGUUGAUGGAGGCGACAACAUUAUUGAAGCUGAUUGGUCCUCUGUUAGUAGCAUCAUACAUAUGGGAGGUACUGUUAUUGGAUCUGCAAGAUGUAUGGACUUCAAGGAGCGUUGGGGUCGACUGAAAGCUGCGGAAAACUUGGUGAAAAGAGGUAUAACCAAUAUUGUUGCUAUUGGUGGAGAUGGUACAUUGACUGGUGCGGAUACAUUUAGGUCUGAAUAUACUGAUCUCUUGAAUGAGCUUGAAUCAACUGGACGAAUUACCAAAGAAGAAAAGGAAAAAUAUAAAUUUCUCAAUGUAUGCGGUUUAGUUGGGUCGAUAGAUAAUGAUUUUUGUGGCACAGACAUGACAAUAGGCACCGCCAGUGCACUUCGUAGAAUAAUUGAAGCUCUAGAUGCUAUAUCAAGUACUGCCUACUCUCACCAAAGGACCUUCAUUAUGGAAGUUAUGGGUCGACACUGCGGGUAUUUAGCCAUUGUUUCUGGUUUGUCCUCUGAGGCAGACUUCAUAUUUAUACCUGAACAUCCCCCUCCCCUACAUUGGCCUGAAAUACUUUGUGAUAAACUUAUUGAGGAAAGAGAAAUGGGUAAACGUUUGAAUAUCAUCAUUUUGGCAGAAGGUGCUGUUGAUGUAGAAGGAAAACCCAUUACAGCUGAACAAAUCAAAAAGGUUGUAGUCGACAACUUACAUCAGGAUACCAGGAUAACCAUUUUAGGUCAUGUCCAAAGAGGUGGAAACUCAGUGGCUUUCGAUAGAGUUUUAGGUUCUCGGAUGGGCGCCGAAGCUGUGAUGGCUCUCAUGGAAGCUGAAGAAGGUUCCACCCCUUGUCUAAUAUCAUUAGAAGGUAAUCAAGCCAUCAGGUUACCGCUCAUGGAGUGUGUCAAACAAACAAAAGCAGUUGCAGAGGCAAUGAAGCAAAAAGACUGGACUAAAGCCAUAGAGUUGAGAGGUAGAUCAUUUUCCAGGAAUUUGGAGACUUAUAAGUUGUUGACAAGAUUGAAACCAACAUUGGAUGAGAAUGUGAAACCAGUGACUGUUGCUGUUAUGCAUGUUGGAGCACCAGCAUGUGGUAUGAAUGCUGCAGUGAGAUCUUUUGUUCGGAACAUUGCUUGGCAUGCUGGUACAGUAUUAGGUAUCCAAAAUGGAAUCGAGGGUCUCAUUGAGGGAAACUACAAGAAACUUUCCUGGAGAGAUGUCACUGGGUGGGUAUCUGUUGGAGGUUGUUUUCUAGGAACAAAAAGGACAUUACCAGAAAAUCGUUUGCCAGAAAUAGCUGCCAAAAUAAAGGAAUUAAACAUUCAGGGAAUUCUAAUUAUAGGAGGUUUUGAGGCUUUUCACACAUGUCUGCAAUUUUUUGAAGGAAGGCCGCAGCACCCCGAACUAAUGAUACCAAUAGUUGUGAUCCCAAGUACAAUAAGUAACAAUGUACCUGGAACAGAACUGUCAAUUGGUUGUGAUACUGCCCUAAAUGAAAUCACCGAAAUUUGUGAUAGAAUAAGAUUGUCAGCUCAAGGAACAAAACGAAGAGUUUUCAUUGUAGAAGUGAUGGGUGGACACUGUGGAUAUCUCGCUACCCUGGCAGGGCUUGCCGGAGGUGCUGACGCCACCUAUAUUCACGAAGAAUCAUUUAAUGUUCACGAUUUGCAGCAGGACUGCUAUCAGUUAGCCGUCAAAAUGGCUGAGGGUGUUCAGAGGGGUUUAGUUCUGCGCAAUGAAAAAGCAUCAGCAAACUAUUCGACUGAUUUUAUUCAUCGUCUGUAUUCAGAGGAAGGCAAAGGAAUUUUCAGUACAAGAAUGAAUGUAUUGGGUCAUAUGCAACAAGGCAGUACUCCAACACCUUUUGAUAGGACUUUUGCAACAAAAAUGGCUGCCAAAGCAUCUGAUUUCCUUCUGAAACAUAUUAAAACACCUAGUACAUGUGCUAGUAAUAAGGCUAAUUUCGAGCCUCAAACUGCAUGUCUCUUGGGAAUGUUGAAGCGACAGUACAAAUUCACGCCAAUCAUUGAACUAAAGACGCAAGCCAACUUUGAGUUGAGAAUACCAAAGGAGCAAUGGUGGUUGAGUUUGAGACCUUUACUUCGCAUAUUAGCCAAGCAUGAGAGUGCCUAUGAAGAAGAAGGCAUAUAUAUGACCGUAGAAGAUCGUAAACUAUGAUCAUUUCGUGUAAUAUUAUGGUAUUAGUAAUUUUAUUAGAGAAUUGUGAUUUCAAUUUCAGAUAAUAUGUAUUUACUUCGAAUUCAUUUCUGCACAUUAUUAUUUAUUCACUAUGCUAUUGGUAAUUGAAUUUUUUUCAAUUAUUGUGAAUUAAUCUUUAUGUACUUUUUCGAUUUACAAUAAUGAUGUUCAAAGCUUAUUUAUUUAUUUUGAAUAAAAAUUUUUUUGUGAAAAA